AUGAGUAAAGAGAAGGCACUAUGGACUACCGAAGAGACCAAAUUGUUUAUUAAAUUAGCUCUCCAGCAAGUUAAGAAAAAUGAGCGUAAAGGCUCUACCUUAUCAAAGGAGGGUUGGGAGGCACUAAUGCAACAGUUCAAUGCUUUGAGUUCAAGAAAUAUACUAGACUCAGUUCUUGUAAAUGUGCAGGAGAAUCCUGAGUAUAGGAAAUUCAGGCAUAGAUCACUUCCAUAUGCACAAGAAUUGACACAGUUGUUCCAGCCAAUUGCAACACAGGGUACUUACAUGUGGACACCUACGACUGAUGAUCCACAAGAUGUGUACAGGCCUCAAUUGGAUUUGAUCGAAGGAUCAGGAGACAGUGAUGAUAUAAGAAACAUUAAUGGAGGAGCUUUCCCAAAAAUUGGGCAGGUUAACUUAAAUAAUGCAUACAGUAGUGGUACUAAUUCAGGGAGUAAGCGAAAGAGAGGUGAAAGUGGUCAAAACAAAAAGGGAAAGCGUCUUGCAAUGGUGAUAGUUGAUUCAGUGUCGAUUGGUGUCCACACAAGAGGAUAG
Prosopis cineraria is the source of this 555-nucleotide messenger RNA. RefSeq lists its product as uncharacterized. Lineage: Eukaryota; Viridiplantae; Streptophyta; Magnoliopsida; Fabales; Fabaceae. Bases 1 to 555 code for a protein of 184 amino acids. The record is from RefSeq and is a predicted model, not a curated record. The transcript has 2 exons.